AUGCGCUCCCGUAUCUGGAUAUCAAUACCCUUCCUAGCGACUUUACUCCUGAUUGAUGCUGGAGUUCCCCAUUCACGCCUGUUAGCAAGAGGGCCCCAUGAUAUCAAGGAAGUUAGCAGCAGCCCUCGGGCUGAGCAACAACAUCAAGCCAGCAAGAAGUGGAUCGAGGAGAUAUUGAAACAUGACGGUCCAACUGCACAUGUUAACCUUCGUCGAGGGGGAAGUGGGCGCAAAGGAAAUAACCGCAAUAGUGCACUGGAUAAAGCAGUCACUGACGUAACCACCGGGUUUGGUGAUCUAUCGAUUGGCCCAGGGGCUGCACGAGAUCCUGCGGAUCGAAUCCCUUCACCGACAAAAGAUAACAAGGAGCCACAAGCUUACGACGCGGACUUUUAUCCUCGUAUGGGUAAAGCAGAGCAAGUAUGGCUGGACAGAGUAAUAAAAGAACGCCAGCCAGAUCUAGUCUCACGGCGCUACCAAGAGAUGUAUGAGCAGGACACAAUGACUCAAAAUAUCAAGUAUUCAACUGAAGGCUUCAAGUCAGUGAUGGGACAUGAUACGAUCACCGUUGAAACGAGGGUCCUCGGUAGUAAAACUCAGACGAUAAAGACCCUCAAAGUGUUUGAAAACGGUUAUAGCAAGGAUCAGGGAACAAUAAUUGCAAUACGCAAUAUUAAAGAAAACGAAGGGAGGAAAGGAGAGGGUAUGUCAUGGUCUGAAGUGACAUGGCAGCAAUGGUCCGAGGUCGCAGGCGCAAACCGGGGUAAUCUUCAACGGAUCAUGAGGGACACCGUUACCAACAGAAACACCAAGAAAGCGAUGGAACAGGUAUAUAAGGAUAUGGGAUGGGAGUAUACCCAUGGUGUGGACAAGAAAAUCACACCCCAUGGCAGCGAACAGAUGCAAAAGUCAUUUGACACCCUGUCCGGCACAGCAAACGGAAGAGGUGUUUUUCAGCUUCUCGGGGAGAAUCGAGGGGCGUUGGGUGACGCCAGGGUGCUUGAGUGGCAUAUUCUUCCAAGCGGGCCACAUUUGAUGGCGAUUGUUGGAAAAGAUAAGACUUAG
Messenger RNA from Ophidiomyces ophidiicola, 1065 nucleotides. RefSeq lists its product as uncharacterized. Bases 1 to 1065 code for a protein of 354 amino acids. Lineage: Eukaryota; Fungi; Ascomycota; Eurotiomycetes; Onygenales; Onygenaceae. The record is from RefSeq and is a predicted model, not a curated record. The transcript has 2 exons.